UGCACCACGCCGUCCUUGGUUGCAUGAUUGCUCAGGCGACGUUUAGGGAGUCCUUCGAGUUGAAUAACAAAGGGGGAAAAAGUCUCAACUCGACUCAAAUGAUGAACUUAUGACCGUUGCCUUCCAAUAACCCUCGGAUUCACUUUACACUCUUUGCACCACCUCCUGCUGAUGAAACUCCCCGUGUUUUCUUGAAAAGCAACCGGAUGUGAUCAAAAGGUCCCCCUACUCGAGAUGUCCGAUAUCGAAGACUAUACCUAUUCCCCCUAUGACGACCUUGAGGACAUCCUGUGGGACGCAGAUCCAACUCCAGAGUUGGCUGACGAUUUAGCCGAACAUGCCGUACACAGUCCCGUGUACCAAGAGGAAGAUGCUGUUAAGAACGAGAUGAGUGAAUAUUAUAGCGACUGGGAAUACUACUCGGAUGACUAUAUGGACGAUGAUCCAACGUUGUUGAGAACACAUGCUCAAGUUGGGCCCCCAGCAAAAUACUCUCGCCUGGUUGGCCAGGACUCUAGAAGGGGCAAGAAGAGGAAGCUGAUCGAGACAAUCGACAUCCCUCCUUCGGGGUUGGACGAGGUGAAACUGUUGACUAGCGGCAUCAAGGGCACAAUUUGGGCCCAGCCGAAAGGGCGAAAGACUCCGGCGUACAAAGAUGGUCAGGAGGAGAAGGUGGCUCUCAUGAAGAAUUGGAAGGACAUUUUCGCCAUCACGGACAAUGGCUGGAAUCAAUCCCAAAAGCAAGCAGAAGACGACGAGAGUUGGGCAAACGACAUGAGUCUAGCAGAUAUGGGUCUCAGGCAUGUGCAACGGCAGCCAUCUUUUGAUCCCACCACUCAAGAUGCUGCAACUGAAAUUGAAGAGGACGAGGAUCUUGCAGAAAGCGUUGCAGAAGAAGAGCAUGAUAAACAGAUCAUGGAUUCGAAGGAAGGACCUCGACCAAAUACCACCAACCCUCGCCAUGCUGGUGUGGGCCAAGCAUAUGACGAAGGGGGCGGAGGGCUCUCUCAAGCCGGCCAGGAUAGUCUCAGAUCAGAGGGUAUGCUGUCGCAGUCGGCGGUGUUGGGCCAAGAUGAUAUACCCCGGAAACGGAGACGGGUCAAGGCAGACCUCCCAUCCCCACCGGACUCCAGUGAAACUGCGGUUGUCGACGCGGACGAACCUAAAGUCUUGUCUAGACCUGCGGCAUGUCAGAAAAGAGAUGGACACGAAAAGAGCGGCACUUCUAUGGUCAAUGGCAUGGGCCCUUCACACGUCCAACCACCAGAGGUCCCCGCAUCGGACUCUCGGAGGGAGAACAAAAGGAAGGCAACGGAGGAGCUUGACGAGUUUGACGCUACCAAAUCAUCUGCCAGCAGCCGAGCAAAGAGGGUCGCCUCAAAGGGUACAAGAAAUUCUUAAAACAGCGCCGCCACCACGCACUCGACACAUUAAUCAGAGGAGGAGGAAUUAUCUUUUUGGGGCAUAGCAAGGAUAAAUUGCAACGACCGGCCAUCCACUCAACGAUUAGCGAUCACUUAAGCCUAAGAUAUUAGACGAUGACUGGCUCUCAGACUUGAAAUUGAAGCGCACCCUAGCGCCACUAUGAUAUAAUUUCAUGAACGUAACGAUGACAAGAAGAGAUUUGGUCCAAGAUGGCAAAUGAAUAAAAC
Cladophialophora immunda is the source of this 1652-nucleotide messenger RNA. RefSeq lists its product as uncharacterized. The transcript has a single exon. Bases 235 to 1401 code for a protein of 388 amino acids. The record is from RefSeq and is a predicted model, not a curated record. Lineage: Eukaryota; Fungi; Ascomycota; Eurotiomycetes; Chaetothyriales; Herpotrichiellaceae.